Messenger RNA from Rhinolophus ferrumequinum (greater horseshoe bat), 2342 nucleotides. It is a transcript of the gene NAP1L1, whose product is annotated as nucleosome assembly protein 1 like 1. Lineage: Eukaryota; Metazoa; Chordata; Mammalia; Chiroptera; Rhinolophidae. Bases 175 to 1347 code for a protein of 390 amino acids. The transcript has 15 exons. Gene Ontology annotation, cellular component: chromatin; nucleus. Gene Ontology annotation, molecular function: chromatin binding; histone binding. Gene Ontology annotation, biological process: nucleosome assembly. The record is from RefSeq and is a predicted model, not a curated record.
CGUGCUGACGCUAAUUGUAUAUGAGCGCGAGCAGCGGGCUCUCGGGUCUUUUUUAGCGCCAUCUGCUCGCGGCGCCGCCUCCUGCUCCUCCCGCCGCUUCCCUGAGUCACUGUCUGCGCAGCUCCGGCCGCCUGGUUCCCCGUGCUGGCCACCGAUAUUUGGCGUUCUUAAAACAUGGCAGACAUUGACAACAAAGAACAGUCUGAACUUGAUCAAGAUUUGGAUGAUGUUGAAGAAGUAGAAGAAGAGGAAACUGGUGAAGAAACAAAAAUCAAAGCGCGUCAGCUGACUGUUCAGAUGAUGCAAAAUCCUCAGAUUCUUGCAGCCCUCCAAGAAAGACUUGAUGGUCUGGUAGAAACACCAACAGGAUACAUUGAAAGCUUGCCUAGGGUAGUUAAAAGACGAGUGAAUGCGCUCAAAAACCUUCAAGUUAAAUGUGCACACAUAGAAGCCAAGUUCUAUGAGGAAGUUCAUGAUCUUGAAAGAAAGUAUGCUGUUCUCUAUCAGCCUUUAUUUGAUAAGCGAUUUGAGAUCAUUAAUGCAAUUUAUGAACCUACAGAAGAAGAAUGUCAAUGGAAACUAGAUGAGGAAGAUGAAAUUUCGGAGGAGCUGAAAGAAAAGGCCAAGAUUGAAGAUGAGAAAAAAGAUGAAGAAAAAGAAGACCCCAAGGGAAUUCCUGAAUUUUGGUUGACUGUUUUUAAGAAUGUUGACUUGCUCAGUGAUAUGGUUCAGGAACAUGAUGAACCUAUUCUGAAGCACUUGAAAGAUAUUAAAGUGAAGUUCUCAGAUGCUGGCCAGCCUAUGAGUUUUGUCUUAGAAUUUCACUUUGAACCCAAUGAAUAUUUCACAAAUGAAGUGUUGACAAAGACAUACAGGAUGAGGUCAGAACCAGAUGAUUCUGAUCCCUUUUCUUUUGAUGGACCAGAAAUUAUGGGUUGUACAGGGUGUCAGAUAGAUUGGAAAAAGGGGAAGAAUGUCACUUUGAAAACCAUUAAAAAGAAGCAGAAACACAAGGGACGUGGAACAGUUCGUACUGUGACCAAAACAGUUUCCAAUGAUUCUUUCUUUAACUUUUUUGCCCCUCCUGAAGUUCCUGAGAGUGGAGAUCUGGAUGAUGAUGCUGAAGCUAUCCUUGCUGCAGACUUUGAAAUUGGUCACUUUUUACGUGAGCGUAUAAUCCCAAGAUCAGUGUUAUACUUUACUGGAGAAGCUAUUGAAGAUGAUGAUGAUGAUUAUGAUGAAGAAGGUGAAGAAGCGGAUGAGGAAGGGGAAGAAGAAGAUGAGGAAAAUGAUCCAGACUAUGACUCAAAGAAGGAUCAAAACCCAGCAGAGUGCAAGCAGCAGUGAAGCAGGAUGUGUGUGGCCUUGAGGAUAACCUGCACUGUAAUAGCCUAAACACAACUAUUAUUUACUUACAGCCUUAUGUUUUUGUAUCUUCUUGGUAGACUCAGUAAUGAAUUUUUUUUAAAGGAAGGGAAUUGAUAUUUUAAAGACCAAUUUGUUCUAACUAGCAUUUUAAUUUUAGUUUUUCUGCCAGAUAUGUUGAAUGUAGAAAUUUACACAUUUUCAUUCAUUGCUACAUAGUUUGGUUCUUCUGGAGUAUUUUUAUCCUGUAACUAUUAGAUUACAGCUAUGAAAAUAAACACAACUGUUAAAUGAAACAGAUUUUUUGUUUUGCUAAUUUUUUUCCUGAAGAACCAAAGUAUUUUUUCAGCUGGUAAUGAAAUGGGUUUGUUUGCUUGCCCUAGCUUUGCCUUUCAUUAGUUUUAGAAGUGCAGUGCUUAUACUAAGACAAUUCAUCAUUUAAAAAAACCACAAAAACAAAGCUUGUCAAGACAAGUAUAUGGUUAAGAAUUUCCAGUAAGACCAUACCCACUAACUUAGAUUGUUAAUGGAUUUUUGGUAUUUUAGGUGACAUAGUUAACUAAAGAACUCUAACUCAGUAGUAUGGUUACUGGUUACUACAGAGAGGUGAAUAAAACCUAGUAUUUUCAGAAGUUAAGCUUCAUUAUUUUAACCGUACUUUUAAAUUUAACCUCCAUUAACUAAGCAUCUUUUCUUUGUGGUAGGGUCUACCUUCUGCUUCCCUGGAAAGGAUGAAUUUUCAUCAUUUGACAAGCGUGUUUCAAGUUGUUUUCGUUUGUUUGCUUGUUUUUGUUUUUGCAGCCUAAAAUAAAAUUGUCAAAUAUAAUUUUAGUUCUCACAAGGUAAUGUCUUAAUUUUGUACUAAUUCAGGUAGAAGCAAAGUCCUAGCUUGAAUUAAGCAUUGUACCCAGUUUACCAUGUUGAAGAAAAGGGUGCCAACUUUGGAAGAGGUGUACUGCAUCUCCUAAUAAGAAAGU